AUGUUGUCUGAAAGAACCCACGGUAGUCUUCCAGGUAACACAGAACCAAACCCUAGAGGGCACGUUAAUGCAGUAAUGACAAGGAGGGGUAAAGCCACGGGACCUGACAAAUCGGACUCACCACCGAUCAGUCAUAUGGUCCAAACUGACGCUUCGGACGAGGUGCACGCUAGGCGAGUCCCAGCAAGUACAGCACAGUUCCAGGAGCCAGUUAAAGAUUUCAUUCCUCCUGUCCCAUAUCCGAGCAGACUGAAGAAGCAAAAGAAUGAUGAACAACAUGGUAAGUUUUUAGAGAUGUUUAAACAAUUGCACAUAAACAUACCAUUUGUUGAGGCGUUGGCUCAAAUGCCUAAAUACGCAAGGUUCUUAAAAGACAUCCUCACCAACAAGCAGAAGCUCGAAAGCUUGUCUUGUGUGUUGAUGAAUGAAAACUGUUCAGCCCUUCUCCAAAACCGUCUACCUGAAAAGAUGGGAGAUCCGGGCAGUUUUACUCUUCCCUGCCUAAUUGGUAGCAUGUCUGUCAGUCACGCAUUAGCCGAUUUAGGAGCUAGCAUAAACCUUAUGCCAUAUAAGGUCUUUGCUAAAUUAGAUCUGGGUGAACCUUCACCCAUUAGAAUGAGAAUUCGACUUGCAGAACGUUCAAACAAGUAUCCGCGUGGAUUUGUUGAAAACAUGCUUGUUAAAAUCGAUAAAUUUGUUUUUCCCGUGGAUUUUGUUAUUUUAGACAUGGACGAAGACUCAAAAGUUCCAUUAAUACAUGGACGCCCGUUCCUCAAUACUGCAAGGACGAUUGUUGAUGUGGCAGCUGGCCAAAUCACGCUCCGAGUAAAUGACGAGCACGUGACCUUUGAUAUCAAAAGAUCAAUGCAACAUCCGCAAAGUCACGAUGACAUGCUUUACUAUGUCGACAUUGUCGAUACUUGUGUAAGCUCUUAUUUCCAAGGUUCUAUUGAAGAAAUUAAUACGGACACACAUCUGUUGUGUGAGAAUCAACAUGGCAUUUCGCAGGAGGGCCAUGAAACUGAGCAGCCGGUUUUCCAAAUCGGUGAUGAUGGUUCUCAAAGUCUAGAUCAAUUUGUGGAGAUUGAACGUGAAGUUUAA
This is a messenger RNA of Helianthus annuus (common sunflower), 1101 nucleotides long. RefSeq lists its product as uncharacterized. The record is from RefSeq and is a predicted model, not a curated record. The transcript has a single exon. NCBI's taxonomy places the organism in Eukaryota, Viridiplantae, Streptophyta, Magnoliopsida, Asterales, Asteraceae. Bases 1 to 1101 code for a protein of 366 amino acids.